This is a messenger RNA of Linum trigynum, 2835 nucleotides long. Lineage: Eukaryota; Viridiplantae; Streptophyta; Magnoliopsida; Malpighiales; Linaceae. The record is from the annotation of a GenBank genome assembly.
CAUUAAACCUCACAUUUUAGUAUAUAUAUGCUUUCUUUUGCAUUUGGACUUGUCUAGGUAAAGAUGUAUAGGUUUAAUUAUAUCCAAUAUGACCAGAAUUAGGAUAUUGACUGAAUGUACCAAGGUAACAAUCUUUCAAUCUAGCUAGAAGGAUGAAUCCUCUGUAUGGUCUUCUCCUCACUUGUGGAGGAGGUUCUUCUUCAUUCUCUUAUAGUGGAACCCAUUCAAGUUCAUUCAUGUCAUCAAUACAGCUUUCAUGCAAGUCAGUGUCAUCCUUAUCAAUUAAAUCACCAAGUAACACAUCAUCACAUGAUGCAUCAGGUUCAUAGCAUGGUCUAGAAUGACGGGAUUAAGGAUUAUUGACAGGAGGACUGUUGAAAUGACGAUUGACGAAUGCUAACAGGUUGUUUAGAUUUAGACUUGGAUGGUGAAAGAUUAGCUUCCAUUGGCUUUGCGACUUUAGGACUAUUGACAUCUAUAAGAUCCCUAUUUGGGAAAGGAGUAGUGACAGGAGGAGCACCAUCACGGGGAAUAGGAGGACUAUGAAAUGUAGGAGACAGAUGAGAUGGAUCUUCAUUAUCAUUCCUGAUAGGUUCUGCAGAUUCCCUGAAUGGAAAUAUAUGUUCAUAGAAGGUAACAUCUCGAGAUAUAAGAAAAUCACGAGUAGUUAAAUCAAAUAGCUUGAAUGCCUUUAUACCAGCAGUUAAACCCAAGAAAAUACAUUAUCUUGAUCUUUCUCCAACUUUGGUCCUCCCAUUAGGUAGAGUUGUAACAUAUGCUAAGCAACCAAACACUCUCAAAUGUCCCAAAUAAGGAGGUGUGUUAUAUAUUACUUCAAAAUGGGGAUUUACUAUUUAAGAUAGGAGUAGGUAAUCUAUUAAUAAGGUAGAUGGCAUGAAGUACACAAUCACUCCAAGAAAUUCAAAGGAACACCUGAAUGAAAUCUAAAAGCUCUGGCAACAUUCAAAAUAUGUUGGUGUUUAUGCUCAACCCUCCCAUUUUGUUAGGUGUGUAAACACAAGACAUUUGAUGUUUAAUCUCCUUGCCUUAGAAGAAAUCACACAUGCAAAAUUCCUUACUUUGAUCACUCCUAAUGAUAUUGAUAGUUUUGCCAAAUUGUGUGUGAACUAAGGUAAAAAAUCCCAUAUACAAACCUCUAGCUUCUGAUUUAUAUUUCAUGAGAUAAAGUCACAUAGAUUGAGAGUGUUCAUCAACGAUAGUGAGGAAAUAGGUAAAACCAUCAUGAGAUGAACAGAAAUUGGUUCCCAAAUAUCCACAUGAAUAAGAGCAAAAACAUAUAGUGCAAUAUUGGUCUUGGAAGGAAGGUAAACGUUUCUGUCUAGACAAGUGAAAGUAUUCACAAUGCUUAACAUGUUCAACAGGAAUGUUUGAAUCACAUUUUUCAAUAAGCUAAAACCUAUUGGUACUAGGAUGACCCAAUCUCCAAUGCCACAAAUCUAUCUUGAAGUGAGCCUCCAGGGUGACCCAAAAUCACUAUCCUCGAAGUUGGAAGAAGGAUGCACCUCGCGUAAGCAAAAAGGGCGAAUGAGGUUAAAACCCUCGACCACAGACUUCAAUUCCCGACCAGGGAUCAUGAGCAGCACAGACCAGGGAUGGCGAAUGGAAGAACCCCGGGCAGCCAAGGUCCAAUUCUCUGACCGAGGAACAAAAUGAAGCGAUUGGGAAUUGGAAACAGAAGAGCCCCCGAUCAUUAAGGUGUUAUUCCUAGGUCGGGGAAUUGAUGAUCGACUGGGGAAUGGUUGCUUGCCGAGUUCAAAUUUCCUUUUGUGUUUAGGAUUCUUUUCCCCUUCUGUGUUGUGUUUAGUUUUUGUUUUCUUGGCCUAUUUAAAGGGGCCUUAGUAGAGUUUUUAAAGAGACUUUGAAGAUUAUUGAUUUUAUCCUUGUUCAUUGAGCUUUGGCUUGUGAAUUGGGCUUUGUAUCAAUUGAGUAUUCCCCUUGAUUGUGGUCAAGCUUCUAUCAUACAUUGACAAAGCCUUCUCCCAGGUGUGAAAUUGCACUUCAAUGUUACCUUUAUCCUAACCCUAAUAUCGCAUCUUCAAUUUGAGAUUGUGGCUGCGUGACUUUGGUAACUACAAGUGGAUUUUCGCUCGUAUCAUAUCUUUUGGGAGUCAAAGUUGUAGACAGAAGCAACUUGAGGAAGAACUUGUUGGUUUGAGAUGGUGGAAGAAGGUGAUAAAGUCCCCUAGUUUCAUUGGCAAAACAAAUCAUCUGGAUUGUGAUAAGGUCUUGGAUAUGACACAUAUCAGAUUUGAAAACAAACAAGACAGGAAGGUCAUGUGUGAGCUUACUGACAGAUACUAGGUUGAAUAUGAAGUUUGGAACCAGGAAGACAUUGUGCAGAAAAGACCAGUUAGCAGGUUAACUGACCUUAUAUGACUAACUUGAACCUUUGUUCGAUUAGGAAGAUAAACAUAGACAUAUGCUAUAGGAAUAAAUUUAGUGAAGAGUUGAAUGGAGCUUGCUAUGUGAUUUGAUGCAACAGUAUCAAGGAUCCAUGUUUGUUUUAAUGCAUUAUUGUGAUGAUUCAAGUAGGACGAUAAGACAUAUUUACCUGCAUGAUUUGAGAACUGUGGAAGGUAAUUGGUCACAGAAUGUGGUAGAUUAUUAAUGACAGGACUCUGAGGUGAAGUAGGUGAUGAAGAUGAACUUGGUAACUGCAAGAGUCCUCCAAUCUCUGCAUUUCUUCUAUAGUGAAACAAAAACUUGUCUAAGAAUGAGCACUUCCAAUUUCCAAAUUCAUCUGCAUGUCUCCAUCACUACUCUCAUCAUUUCUAGUAUUCUGACCAACAGAGCCAAUAAAUCAGCUAUUUCCUG